Danio aesculapii is the source of this 2892-nucleotide messenger RNA. RefSeq names its product GTPase IMAP family member 8. The coding region runs from base 110 to 1660 and encodes 516 amino acids. Gene Ontology annotation, molecular function: GTP binding. The transcript is spliced from 3 exons. The record is from RefSeq and is a predicted model, not a curated record. NCBI's taxonomy places the organism in Eukaryota, Metazoa, Chordata, Actinopteri, Cypriniformes, Danionidae.
CACAAUUGAGGGAGUUUCAGUGUCACAACAGCUCGAGCUCAGAAAACUCCACCGUUUCUCUGGAUUUACAUUGAAAACUGCAGACGUCCAGCAAAACCAGCACAGAGAGAUGAAUUCAACACUCACAGAGUCAGACGAAGCUCUUGCUUUCCUGGAGCUGAGGAUUGUGCUGAUUGGAAGAAGCGGAGCUGGAAAGACCACAAUAGGAAACGCAAUACUGGGCGAAGAGGCGUUUAAAGAGAGCACAACGAGAGAGAGUGAGAUACGGAGAGGGAGAGUAGAAGACAGAAACAUCUCCAUCAUCGACACUCCAGGAUUCUUCAACACUCACCUGACUGAUGAAGAGCUGCAGAAUCAGAUGAAGAAGAGCCUGGAUCUCUGUUCUCCUGGACCUCAUGUGUUCCUGCUCAUCAUCAACCUGGAGAACUUCACAGACAAUGUGGGAAACACUGUCAAAACCAUACACCAGCACUUCGGGAGAUCAGCGUUCAGGUUCACGAUGGUGCUGUUCAUCGGAAAAGAAGCGAUGUCAAAAAUACAGUGGAUUGAGUUCAGACUGAGCAGGAAGGCUAGAGAACUGCUGAGCUUCUUUGAGGAGAAGUGUCACGUUAUUAUCCAUAAAAAUAAGAGGGAUAGAAAGCAGAUCGCCAGCUUGAUGGAGAACAUCGAGGAGGUGGUGAGGAAGAACAGAAGAGAGCAUUACGUUAAAGAGAUCUGCUUGAAGAGUGGUGAAGAUGAGGUGAAGAUACAACAUGUACAAGUGGAACAGAGGAUUGAGGAGAACAGGUUAGAUUUGCAUGUCGGAGAGGAUGAAAACUUUGACAAGAGUGAGCAGAAAGAGCAAACAGCUGACAAUGAUGGAGAAAAAAGCUCUUCAGGAGAAAGUGAAAUUAGCAGGAAAUUUGAAGUCAGUUUGAUCCAGGAGGAGAAGAAAGCGACGCCAGAAAACUGUUCGAUAACAGGAUCCGAUCUGAGGAUUGUUCUUCUGGGAAAAACUGGAUCAGGAAAGAGUUCAACAGGAAACACUAUUUUGGGGAAAAGCGAUGCAUUUAAAAUAAAUACGAUGAAUAAAACCUGUGAGAAACAAGAAGCAAACACAUGGGGAAGAAACAUCUCAGUAAUCGAAUCUCCAUUACUGUGUGAUCCAUCAAUGACAAGAGAACAGAUGAAGGAUGAAAUUCAGAAGUGUGUAGAGAUGUCUGCUCCUGGUCCUCAUGUGUUUCUGCUGAACAUCAGACUGGAUGAAAUAUUUACAGAAGACAAGAAAAACACAGUGAAAUGCAUUCAGGAAAACUUUGGAGAAAAAGCUGCUCGUUACACAAUCAUUCUGUUCACUCAUGCUGAUCAUCUGAAGGGAAAACCACUGAACGAGUAUAUUAGAGAAAAUAAAGAUCUCCAGGUCAUUGCUGAUGAGUUUGGUGGCAGAUUUCACUCAUUCAACAAUGAAGACGUGAAUAAUCAAACACAGGUCACUGAACUGAUGGAGAAGAUUGAGAAGAUGGUGGAGGAGAAUGGAGGAAAACACUGCAGUAUUGUGAAAAUGAGCUAUAAAAGCGAGAAAGUGAAUCAAAACUCAUUUAACUGGUGGAAAGCAGUGUUUAUUUUCUUAAUCGGGGCUUUAGCUGCUGCUGUGGUGGCUCAGAGUGGACUUGAAGGAUGAAGAACAUCUGAAAUAAAACAAACAAACUAUAUAUAUGAACAAAAUAUAUGGACAAACAGCUGGGAAAUACCAAUGCUAUCUCAUACCAUUCCUAACUUUUUCAUUUAGUGGCUAAUGCGUAUGAAUUUAUAUGAUCUCAUUUAUACAUUUUAGCUUGUUUUUCUCCUUCCCAAUGAUGAUUAGGUUUAGGGAUGGAGUUUGGUGCUGUACAUCCUUUUAAAAAUCAACAAUGAAAUCAUUUGAAUUCAUACCAAUUAGCUACCAAAAACAUAAAAUAGUCACGUUCCCUCAUGAAAUCAGGCUGGAAAUACUGAGGAGUAGCAGAUAUAGUCCAGAUCAUGGAUGUCAAACUCAAUUCCUUGAGGCCACAGCCCUGCAGAUGUAAUGUGAACGGGACGCUGACAACAGAGUUGAGGAUCUAAAUGCAGGUUUAUUAGGAGAGUGGUCAGGCAAGCAACGAUCAACAGGGUCAAACAGGUACAUACAGGUAACCCAGAGUCGUGGUCAGUAAACAGGCGUAUGGUCAAAGGCAGGCAGCAGACAGAAAUAAACAAUAAAACAAAGCAAGGGUCUGACAUGGCAAAGCAAAGCACGGAAAAUGCAUCGCAAUGCACACAGUACAAUUAAACAAGACUCAGCCUAUGAUGCGUGUGUGUGCUGUUUAAAUAGUCCUCGUAGAUCCUCCGGCUGUGUGUUUGUGUAUGUGUAAUCAAUGGAAACUGGAACAGGUGCGUGUGAGUGGUGCAUGACUGGACAUGUAGUCCAAAUAAUGGUGGAUUUGUAGUUCUAUAGCGAUCUGUGUGUUUACCAGUGAUCUGCAAGGAUUAGAUCGCUAGUGAUUGUGACAGCAUAGUUUAGUUCCAGUUCUGCUUUAACACUCCUGUUUGUAGGUUUCAAACAAGCCUAAAGCACUCAAUUAGUUUGAUCAGGUGUGUUUAAUUAGGGUUGGAAACAAACUGUGCAGAGCUGCAGCCCUCCAAGAACUGACUUUGACACCUGUGGUCCAGAUUAUUCUUUCAACAGCAGAGGAUAAGCAUAAUAAAUAUGUACAGUUGAUAAUUUUUUUAUUAGGCUGGACCUAAUGAUUGUACUGCUCAUCAAAAAUGUAUCUUUUUUGUAAUAGAUCUUUAGAGAAUGAUUGAUGAUUUCAUACUUAAAUGUAUGUUAAAUUGAUUUACUCUUUCCAGUAUUCAAGAAAAUAUUUGUAUUGUGCAUUUAGGAUUUUAAGAAUA